Molecule: messenger RNA, 1327 nt
Organism: Carassius carassius (crucian carp)
Lineage: Eukaryota; Metazoa; Chordata; Actinopteri; Cypriniformes; Cyprinidae
Product: membrane-spanning 4-domains subfamily A member 4A-like
Exons: 7
Coding region: 130-759 (209 amino acids)
Cellular component (GO): membrane
Source: RefSeq, a predicted model, not a curated record
ACACACACUUCUGUCCCACCCACUUCUUUCAAAGUUAUCUAGGCUACGCCACUGAGAAAGACCCAUCUCUGAACACUGUGAAGCAAAGCUGACUUCUGUCUUAUUUAUCGGUCAGUUUUAGAAACCAGGAUGUCUCACACUGUCAUACCCAUGAACUCUUCAACACUCGUCAUUCAGCUGCAACCAGCAACACAAACAGCUCCUGGGACCGAGGGAGCUUCACCUCUUCAAGGACUUCAGGCAUUUCUGAAAGGACAACCGAAAGCCCUUGGGACGGUCGAGAUAAUGAUUGGUGUGAUGACUUUCCUGUUAGGCAUUGUGGCUACGGUUUCCGGAUUUUCUAUCUUUGUCUAUACUGGUGUUACUUACUGGGGUUCUCUCAUCUACAUUGCUGCAGGCUCACUCUGCAUUGCUGCAGAAAACAAAAUUAAGUCUCCCCCCAAUUUGUGUUUGGUGAAUGCUUCACUGGGAUUGAACAUUUGCAGUACGAUAUCUGCAGGCAUUGCCAUUGUUGCAAUUUCACUAGAUUUUGUUAUAUUUCCACACCGAUACGGGGAAGAUUAUGAGACUCUCUUCAUGGGAAUCAAAGGUGUAUUGAUGUUAUUCGCCGUGUUCGAGUUUAUCAUCUCCAUCUGUCUGUCAGCAUUUGCCUGUAAAGCCAACACCUACGGUUAUCCUUCUCUGAUACCUGUGGCAAUCAGCUCUUCCAUUCAUCACCAGCCUGCAGACACUCCUCCACAAUACAGUGAAUCCAAAUAGAUAUGAAUACGUGGGCUGUUACCUGUUAUGAGAGAAAAUAUAUGGGAAUGUAUUAGAACAGUGGUUUCCAAACCUGUCCUAGAGGACCCCCUGCCCUGCACCUUUUGUAUGUGUACUUCAUCUAAUCAGUCCCUCCAGAAUUUCGCAGAACUUUUUUCAUAUUUUUGCAGCCUAAAUUUUGCUGCAGCUUUUCUCAAAAUUUGCUUUUUUAAGUUGUUUCCUGUUAGAUGUCAAAUAGACAUUUAUUAGAACGCAUGUAAAACUGCUUCUGAGACGUUUAAUCAGAGUACACAGCAGAUGAUUCCCAAAGCUUUACAGAUGAACAAGUCUUACAGAUGAAAUAAACAUACUUCAUCUGAUAAAAUGUACUUUUAUUACUGUAAUUUAUAAUGUCUAAAUAUAAUUCAAUGAAUACAAAUAUAUAUACAUUUUAGGAAGUGGAAAUGGCCUAUAAGUACUUUUCUGCAGCCAUCUACUAGUGGUAAUUUAAUAUCUUUUUUUUUUUUUUUAAUUAAUUGUUUGCUUUCCUACAUCUUGAAACUUUUAGUUUUAUACAUGUUAAAUCAAU